UCUUGUCACGUGCUUUCCACGUGGUUCAAUCGGAUCUGAGAAACACGGCGGCGACACCGGGAAACUCACAAUUUCUGGAGGCCGCAGAACCACGGAAAAUGGCCGGAGAAAUUGUGGUGAUAUUCGACUUCGAUAGGACGCUGAUCGAAGACGACAGCGACAGAUGGGUGGUGACGAAUAUGGGUCUGACCCAAUUGUUCAAUCAGCUCCGACCCACAUUGCCGUGGAACUCUCUCAUGGAUAGGAUGUUGGAGGAGCUCCACAUUCGAGGAAAAACAAUCGAAGAAAUCUCCGACUGUUUAAAAUCGAUGCCUUUGCAUCCCCAUGUCAUAGAAGCUAUCAAAUCAGCUCAUGCUCUUGGAUGCGAUUUGAAGAUUGUGAGUGACUCGAAUAUGUUCUACAUCAAAACUAUAUUGGAACAUCACGGAAUUUACGAGUGUUUUUCCGAGAUCACCACAAACCCUUCUGUCGUAGAUAAUCGAAGGCUUAGGAUCUCUCCUUUCUCACCUUCGCCUCAUGGUUGCGAUCUCUGUCCUCCCAAUCUAUGCAAGGGGCGUGUGCUUGACCGGAUCCAAGCUUCUACUACAGAAAGUGGGAGGAAAAGACAAUUAAUAUACGUCGGCGAUGGGAUGAAUGAUUUUUGUCCAACUCUGAAGCUUGUUGAGAGAGACUGUGUAAUGCCGAGAAAGAACUUCCCUUUGUGGAACCGUAUAAUGAAGAAUCCUCAACUUGUUAGAGCGAAAAUUCACGAGUGGGGCAAGGGUGAAGAUCUCGCUAGAAUCAUGCUCGAACUUAUUACUAACGAGUCGCAUUGAAGAUAUGAAACAAGUUUAUGAACUACUCAACUUAUUGUCUUGUGAAAUGCAUCCUAUGUUUCUGUAAAUCGAACACAUCAAGGUUUAAUCGAUGUGUGAAAUUCAAGAACAAACUUGGUAAUUGA
Erythranthe guttata (spotted monkey flower) is the source of this 940-nucleotide messenger RNA. RefSeq names its product Pyridoxal phosphate phosphatase-related protein. The record is from RefSeq and is a predicted model, not a curated record. NCBI's taxonomy places the organism in Eukaryota, Viridiplantae, Streptophyta, Magnoliopsida, Lamiales, Phrymaceae. Gene Ontology annotation, molecular function: phosphatase activity.